Molecule: messenger RNA, 621 nt
Organism: Coprinopsis cinerea okayama7#130
Lineage: Eukaryota; Fungi; Basidiomycota; Agaricomycetes; Agaricales; Psathyrellaceae
Exons: 1
Coding region: 1-621 (206 amino acids)
Source: RefSeq, a predicted model, not a curated record
AUGGACAUUCAACUCGACAUCCCCGAAGGCGCGUCCAGCAUUGAGCGCUGGUUUGCAGGAAUGACGGAGCCACUUCUUCUCGCCGUGAUGGGGUCACUUCCUAUCAGUGCUACCAUCGCACUUGGAAGGACCUCAAAGCGGCUUGCCCGGGUUGUGCGGGUAUACGAGAGCAGGAUAUGGUGCUUCUAUCGUUUCCUUGAUCCUUGGAUGCUUAAUCCGAAGAUGCUCCUUGUGAUAAUGGAACUCGCGGCAGCAGUUUGCUCUGGCCUUCAGUCUCUACGCUUUCUUGAUCGACUUGGUCCGGACCUAUCGAAGCCAUUGAUGAUCUAUGUCCGGUUUGCGGGAGCAAAAUCACUGGCGCGUCAUCUCCUCGAGAACGGGUAUUUCCUUGAAGGGACCAGUACCACAACAGAUGGGUGGAAGAAGGCCCAACGACGCGUCAGCUGUGUUGGUGCAACGCUCGACCCAUCCGCGGGAGGAUUCCGUUGUCUCGACCAGCUUCAUUUCAUGAAGACCGGGCCCAACGGAGCUGUCACGAUGGUCAAUAUUAUAAUCACCAACGGCGAUCCGAUUGACUACGUAGUCAACACGGCGGCAUGCAGUAUGUUGGAAGUUGCCUAG